Messenger RNA from Cannabis sativa, 1341 nucleotides. RefSeq lists its product as uncharacterized. Bases 1 to 1341 code for a protein of 446 amino acids. The record is from RefSeq and is a predicted model, not a curated record. The transcript has 4 exons. NCBI's taxonomy places the organism in Eukaryota, Viridiplantae, Streptophyta, Magnoliopsida, Rosales, Cannabaceae.
AUGUCUCCCCUUAAAGCCUCGGGUCCUGAUGGGAUGCUCGACAAUUUUUUUAUAGAUCACUGGGAUACGGUGGGAAAAGAUGUUGUGGCCGCGGUGACUCGUUUUUUUGAGACUGGAGAGUUUGCCAAAGAAAUUAAUCAGACUUUUGUAGUCUUGAUCCAGAAGAAAAUAGGUGCCAAUUGUUUUGAUUAUUUCCGACCCAUAAGUUUGUGCAAUUUUACUUAUAAGAUCAUCUCUAAGUUGUUGGCGAAUCAAUUGCGCCCCCUCCUUAAGGAUUUACUCUCUCCGUUCCAAUCUGCUUUUGUGCUGGGAAGAUGGAUUGCUGAGAAUAGUAUUAUGGUGCAUGAGGUCUUGGACUCCUUCAAAAAACUCAAGGGCCCCGAGGGAGAGGUGUUCUCUCGGAUGCUCCUUGCGAAGGAAGCCGAGGGUCUGAUUACUGGCUUUAAGGUGAGCAGUCGGAGCCCUUCAAUCACUCGCCUUAUGUAUGCUGACGAUACUGUCGUUUUUUGUAAGGCUAAUAUUAAGGAUGUGGGAGUCGUUCUCGAGUGUAUCAAUGAGUAUGGGUCGUGGUCGGGGCAACAGCUGAAUGUGCAGAAAUUUGCAUAUAUUUUUUCUGGUAUCAUGGCCCGUGAUACUCAAUUGGAGAUUGUGGAUCGGCUUGGGUUUCGCAAGUUGGGGACUGAGGAUAAAUUUUUGGGUAACCCGAUUCUUUGGACAAAGAGUAAGGUGAAGGAUUUUGAGUUCUUAAAGGAGAAGAUCUUAUCUAAGAUUGAAGGGUGGCGAUGCAAACUUUUGUCUCAAGCGGGGAGAGCUACCCUUAUUAGAACGGUGGCCCAGAGCAUCCCUCUUUACUCGAUGUCUUCUUUUCUUCUCCCUAAGUGGAUAGGAGAAGGUGAUGAAGAUCGUUAUUUGGCCCUUGUGGAGUGGGAUGCUUUGUGUCUACCUGUGGACCAGGGGAUGGGGAAUGGGAUUCUUUGGGCCCCUACAAGUGGUUGGUUCCUAGUGUGGCAAGCUCUUUACAUUUCAUUAAGAGGUUCCCAAGCUCUCAGCAAGAUUUUCUUGUGUGGAAGGAUGCAACUGAUGGGGUUUUUUCUCUUAAAGUGGCAUACAAGUCUAUUAUAUAUUAAGCUUCGGGGUAACAACUCUGAUGAGAUUUGGAACCGCAUUUGGAGGCUUAAAAUUACUGAGCGGAUGAAGUUGCUUCCGUGGAAAUUUGGUAAUCGACUUCAAAGGAUCUUUGGUAAUCCUGUAAACUGUGCGUUGUGUGGUGAGAAUGUGGAUUCUUGGUUGCAUUUGUUCUGUCAUUGUCUGUUGGCCAAGGCCACCUGGUAUGGUAGUUAA